ACUGGUGAAACCACAAUUCCCAGUUCUUCAUCCCCACCUGUCAAUCAAGCAAACCGACCCACCGUAGCAGCCCAACAUACCAUAGCCGUCCAUUUACCAGGAUCCGUAAGGCCAGACCUGGAAUCCAAUCUGUCACGAUCCAUGGGGUUCAUUAACUCCGCUGUACAGUCCAAAUGGAAGCUCCUGAUUGAGUGUCUAUCUGUGUCAUUCCACUGCGUUCUUCCUCAGUAUCCACAAGGACUACGAAUAUGGCUACUUGGCCAAGUGGCGGUGCAACCUGUUGAUAUGCGAUGUGCUGUAGAGAGCUCACACUUGGUGAUCGUGUCCGUCCCCAGCUUAUUAUUCCGUCCGCUAACUCAUCCCUCUGUCAUGGGUUCGCUGAGUUUAGCUCUCCGAGCUAAAACGGAAAACGUAAUGAUCAGUUAGGAUGCAACAUAAUCUGUGGAGUUUAGGGAACCCAGUAACGGUACCUUGUGUCAGGGUUCACGGCGCAGUCAGGCGUGACGACCAUGUUG
Westerdykella ornata is the source of this 515-nucleotide messenger RNA. RefSeq lists its product as uncharacterized. The transcript has a single exon. Bases 142 to 426 code for a protein of 94 amino acids. The record is from RefSeq and is a predicted model, not a curated record. Lineage: Eukaryota; Fungi; Ascomycota; Dothideomycetes; Pleosporales; Sporormiaceae.